Molecule: messenger RNA, 1428 nt
Organism: Protobothrops mucrosquamatus (brown spotted pit viper)
Lineage: Eukaryota; Metazoa; Chordata; Lepidosauria; Squamata; Viperidae
Product: AFG3-like protein 2
Exons: 10
Biological process (GO): protein-containing complex assembly; mitochondrial protein processing
Cellular component (GO): membrane; m-AAA complex
Molecular function (GO): ATP binding; metalloendopeptidase activity; ATP hydrolysis activity
Source: RefSeq, a predicted model, not a curated record
GUGGACAAACUAGAAGUAGUGAACAAACGCUUUGUUAGAGUCGUCUUUAUUCCAGGGAAAUCUCCUGUUGAUGGGCAAUUUCUUUGGUUUAAUAUUGGGAGUGUGGAUACAUUUGAGCGGAACUUGGAAACUGCCCAACAGGAGAUGGGCAUAGAAGGAGAGAAGAAAUUGCCAGUAGUAUAUACAGCAGAAAGUGAUGGUUCAUUUCUGCUGAAUAUGUUGCCAACAGUCCUUAUAAUUGGCUUUUUGCUAUAUUCAAUAAGAAGAGGAGCAGCUGGAUUAGGCCGAGGAGGCCGGGGAAUGGGUGGACUCUUCAGUGUUGGUGAAACAACUGCUAAAGUCCUAAAAGAUGAAAUAGAUGUGAAGUUCAAAGAUGUAGCUGGCUGUGAGGAGGCUAAAUUAGAGAUAAUGGAAUUUGUUAACUUUCUGAAAAACCCAAAGCAGUAUCAAGAUCUUGGAGCAAAGAUCCCAAAGGGUGCUAUUCUGACUGGGCCCCCAGGCACUGGAAAAACGCUUCUAGCAAAAGCAACAGCUGGGGAAGCCAACGUUCCUUUUAUUACAGUCAAUGGUUCUGAAUUCUUAGAGAUGUUUGUUGGCGUGGGCCCUGCUAGAGUUCGCGAUUUAUUUGUUCUGGCUCGUAAAAAUGCACCUUGCAUUCUCUUCAUUGAUGAAAUAGAUGCAGUGGGAAGAAAGAGAGGAAGGAGUAACUUUGGAGGGCAAAGUGAACAGGAAAAUACACUCAAUCAACUCCUAGUAGAAAUGGAUGGUUUUAACACCACAACAAACGUUGUCGUCUUGGCAGGCACCAAUAGACCAGAUAUCCUGGAUCCUGCCCUUUUGAGGCCAGGUCGUUUCGAUAGACAGAUCUUCAUUGGGCCACCAGAUAUAAAAGGAAGAGCAUCUAUUUUCAAAGUUCACCUGAGGCCUCUUAAGUUGGAUACUACCUUGAAUAAAGAUAAUUUAGCACGGAAACUUGCAUCGUUAACCCCUGGAUUUUCAGGUGCGGAUAUAGCUAAUGUAUGCAAUGAAGCUGCCUUAAUUGCUGCAAGACAUCUUGCAGAUGCCAUAAAUCAAAAGCAUUUUGAGCAAGCUAUUGAAAGAGUGAUAGGAGGCCUGGAAAAGAAAACACAAGUAUUGCAACCAGAAGAAAAAAAAACAGUUGCAUAUCAUGAAGCUGGCCAUGCAGUUGCUGGAUGGUUUCUGGAACACGCUGAUCCACUUCUGAAGGUAUCUAUUAUUCCUCGUGGGAAAGGACUGGGCUAUGCUCAGUAUUUGCCGAAAGAACAGUAUCUGUACACCAAAGAACAGCUUCUGGACAGAAUGUGUAUGACUUUGGGAGGACGUGUGUCAGAACAAAUCUUCUUUGGAAGAAUUACAACAGGGGCCCAAGAUGACUUAAAGAAAGUUACUCAGAGUGCAUAUGCUCAG